AUGACUGGCUUAGCUUCUUCUCGUUUCCCCACUGAAGUACCUUCCACCUUCGCUCAGGCACAGGUUUCCAUUCGCCUGCGCCCCCCUACUAUCUCUGCUGCUGCUGCUGCAGUUGGGGGCCCCUUGUAUUCUGUUGUUUCAAAGAACUGCAUUUCAGUUGCUCUUCCGGGAGCGGCAAAAGAAAAAGCAAAUGCAUCUCCUGCUAGCCCCACGUCAGCCCCCUCUACUUCCUUCGGUGUCAGCGGGGAGGUUUUUGAUGCGAAUGCGGGCAACACGGCUCUGUAUGUGAACACCCUCCAGCCUCUUGUGCUCUCAUCAACAGAAGGAAUAAGCAGUUUGGUGAUAGCCUGCGGCACUUCUGCUAGUGGCAAAUCGCAUUCUCUUUUCGGAUCCCAUCAGUCUCCAGGAUUAAUAUUUUCUGCUCUUUCCGAUCUCUUUUCACAUAUCGCCUCGUACAACAACCCCACCUCCGCAUCUGCAAAGCACAUACCCUCUUGUGCUGCUGACGCCACUUGGACAGGGGGCCUCUUAGGAGCCCCCCAGAAAUCUCCCACGGGCACCAACAACAGACCCUUGGGGACUCUUCGUGGGAGCCCCUCUGAGGGCCCUCCUGAAGGCCCUUCUGGGGGCCCCUCCGGGGGCCCUUCUAGGAAGCCUUCUGGGGAAUCUUCUGGGGGCCCGUCCAAGGGUUCUUGUAAUUGUCCCUGCGAAGAGGCAGGCGUGCUGGGUGGUGAGUUUAGCGUGCGUAUUUCUUUUGUGGAGAUUCGAGGGGAAGAUGUGGGGGAUUUGCUGCGGGGCUGUGAGGGGCAUUAUUGGCCUGGGCAGCGGAUUCCACCCGUGUGUACAAGAGAUUCGGAGAGAAAAGGAGAUAGCAACGGAGAGACACAUAGUCCUGUUAAAGAAGCAGAUGUACACACACUCGAAGAAGCCGUGCACCUCGUGGCAAGGGCUGUCGCAUUCAAGAAGGCAAGAGACGCUGUCUUGGGCAGUGAGGGGACCAACUGUCUCCUCAGACUGUCUGUGGAGCGAGCGUGUUGUCUCCUUUGCCCCCAGCACUCCCCUGCAGCAGCAGCAGCAGCAAGAGCAGCAGAGGGGAGAGGGGCAAGGGCAAGGCCAGUAGACGAAGGGAGACAGACUGAGGCUUCCUCUCCCAAGGAGUCAGUUUCAAUCCUAAAGGCAGAUAUUACUUUCUUCGAGGCCGCCGGAGUAGAGACACUCUUGAACCAGCCUUCAGGAAGUUCGGUUAACAGGAGUUUGUUUUAUCUGACAGAGUGUCUGCUGCGUCUAUCGGAGUCCCCUGCUUCUUUGGAUUCAUUUGCAUGGGGGGCGUCCGCAGCAACAACUCUUUUGAGGGGCCCCCUUGAGGCUCCCGGCUUUCUACUACUGCUGGCUACUCUCUGCCCCUCCCGAGAGUCUCUCGCACCUUCUCUCGCCGUCCUUCGCCUCGCCAGCGCAGUUUCCGGCAUCCGCAGAAGAAUUGAAAGACAGUUCCUGCCUCCCCACAAGUCCCGCCUGUUCUCUCUUCACCGUUCGAUCCUCUUGGGCGGCGGGGCAGACUGGCGACUUCUGGAGGGGUCUCGCGUAGGUCGUUUGUGCCGCAUGCUGGAGCGCCUUCAAGGCAGCAGCCGCUUUAUGCGUUUUGCUUUGGCUGAAGAAGAACUCCCUUUUCAAUUGCAAGUGCCUUCUGUAGAGCCCUUCAGGGCACCCAAAAGCAGCAAAGCAAAGCAUGCACCUUUAAACGUUCCUCCCCUCUCCCUCAAAACGAAAGACAAACCCACGGAGUUCAGCCCUAUUGCCGAGGUGCCUAUUCACCUUAGCUUAUCCGGAACACCAGCAACAGCAGCAGCAACAGCAGCAGCAACAAAUGGUGACCCUAUUAACCUCACAGCCCUUCACUUCGGCACCGAUGAUAUAGAAGAGGGGCCCCCCUACGCUGGGGAGGGGCCCCCGUACCCCCGGGAAGGCUUCAGUUGCGCAGCUGUUCGCCGUUUGUUCAGCAAUGAAAAAAGGGAGGGCCCCUCUCCUGCUGUAAAUACACCACAAACAAACGAGACAAAAAGGCCCCCCAGCGGCAAUGAAGGGGUCCCCGAGCGAGGGAGCCCCGAGAAUCCAGGCCCCGAGGAAAGGGGCCCCGAGGAAAGGGCCCCCCAAGAAGGGAACUCACCCGAUCCGCCUGCUGCGGAACCUUCUCCCCAUCUUAAUGAGGGCCCCGCACUUCUGAGUCCUAACGCCUUCGCUUCACCAGAGACAGCAACAGCAAUAGCCGGAGAAGCGGCAGCAGCAGCACCAGCAGGAGGGUUCCGUGAAAACGGGGACACGGAGCCUGAGUUGAAUGAAGCCUUAGGUAUCGGUACACCAGAAGAGGACUUGCCGGGCGUCAUGGGGCCGCAGCAGCCUACUGUUUGGCAUCCGCCUCCCCUGAGUAUCUCUGAAGCCCUUGUGGUGUACCCACGAGAUGUCUCUCCUCUUCCAACACCUCUUUACUCAGAGACAGAAGAUGCAAAGGAAAGGGAGGGCGAGGCACAGCACACAAGGCUCUUUUUCAAAGUUCAACUGAGGCUGAAGGCAGAACCUCCUCUUUUUCAGGGGCCCCACGGGAGGGCCUCCCCCGCAAGGCAGCAACAGCAGCAGUUAGCUUCACACUCCACCGCGGAGGAAGAAAAGCACGAGAAGCGCCAGAACAACGCAAACUGUUUCACCCCACGAUUCAACACACAAAAGGAAGGGAACGGAGACGAUCCCCUCGAGGUGGGUUCCAAAGGCCGCCCUUCAACAGCAACGGCCCCCCGCCACACCAGCAGCAGCAGUAGCGCAUCUAAUGACAAGGAAGAUAGCAGCAGGGUCGGCCGGAAACCGGAGAGAUCAGAAGAGAGCAGGAAAAAGCUCUUGAGGGAGGCCUCGGCGCUUCGGAACGAAGUGAUGAGCCUCAUCCAGGAGAGUCCAACUGACAAGAUUUGGGGGCCCCCCCAGCUCGGCAUAUCUACUUCCCCUAAGAGGGGGCCCAGCCCUUCGCCGCCCAUUCUUUCAAAUCAUAUCUGCAGCAGCAGCCCCCGCUUGUCUCCUCGUGACAGAAGCGCCCGUGAGGGCUCUUCUGAGGGGCCCCUGAACCCCACAGGGAGGAGCCCCGUGCAGCAGCGCUGCGCGCAAGUUGCGCGGGCUCAAGAUGGGCUUCCAGAGGGCCCCCGGACCAUGUCUUGCGGUGCAGGGGGCUCUGGAUGCAACCUAUACUGCGUGCAUGCCCACGUCCCCCUGUCCCCUGCUAACGCUGUCUCUCCGUGCUGGGGCCACCCAGCUCAUCAGGGAGCCCCCCAGCCUCAGCAGGCGUAUCUUCAGCUUGUUGAAAUGCCUUGUGCAGUACCUCCAGGCCCUUGGGGCCCCCCAGGCACUACUUCUUCUGCGGUCACCUGCAAGGAGCACCCGACGACCUGCAUGCAGAUGGGGGCCCCUGAAUACCCGCAGACAGCUCCGGCUGUGCAGAUGCAGGGCAACUCCAGGGGUCGCCCAAGGGAACCUCAUUUGACUGAAGCUGACCGCCGACUGCCACACUUCAGGGCUUCAAAGGGUGGGGCCUCCUGGGAAGUCCCUGCCCGUCGUGCUGCUACAGAAGCACCAUCAGCUCGUACUACAGCAGCGGAUGCAAGAGAAGCAGCAGAGGAGGAGGAAGGCAGCAGCUACUGUCUGCCAGAGGAGCCGAGGAGGCGCUACAGGCCAACAGAUAGCAAGAGCGAUUUACUGCUGCAGAGUUCCCUGAGGCCCUGGACGCGGAGGGGGCGUUCCCCUGCUUCUGCCUCUGUGUCUUCUACGUAUCUUCGGGGAAAGACAAGAGCACAGGGCCCUCUUGCUCAUCAGACGAGGACGCCUGCACGCGAGUUGCUGGGGGACCCUGGCCCAGAAAAGGGCCCCCAACGAGACACCCGGGCGACCCACCCACGCCAACCUGCAAGCUCACUCCCAGCCUCGCGUGUGCCUCCAACAGCAAAUACAGUCCCCAAAAUGCCAGCGCCCCACGCUGUACGUACACCUCAAUUUGCUGGCCUUCCCGGGCAACUGAGGGCGCCCAUCUUUGUCCCCUCGACUGCGGGUGUCUCGGGGGCCCGCCUGAGGCCCCAAAAUUACGAGCUGCAGGUCAAGGGCCAGGCGACUCUAUUUUGCGGCGGUUGCGACACCAGCAAUUCCUCAGGGGGCCUUCCCUCCUCCCUGAGUUCAGCUGCUCCCACAGAAAGAGGAGAAAGGGAAAGGGUAGACAAUCAAGCGAAGACCGUCCCCAGAAGCGAGCAGCCUGUUCCAGAAACUGGUGCAGCAGGACCUGCUGCUGCGGCAGCAGCCGCUGCAGCAAGAGAGAGGGACCUCAGCUCCUCUGUCGGAAGAGGGACCGCCCUGCAUGGUGCUGCUACUUUUGCACCCAAUGAUCCACAACGCAGUCAGAGCGGACAACAGCACAUGCAACAGCGACUGCCCCAGCAACAGCAACUGCAGCACCACCAGCAGCAACAGCAAGAGCAUCAGCAGCAGCACGUGCAGCAGCAGCUAACCGGAUCACGAAUGCAAGACACCAGAACGUGGAGUGUUUCGGCGCCCCCGUCGCAUGCACCAAGUGGUGAAGUUGAGUCCCUACCCAGCCUCUCUGCUGCUGCUCUUUCUUUGAGGGGUGGUCAUUCUGAGGGGUCCCCCGGAUCUCUGAGGGACCCCAACCAUCCACAGACAGGGAACCUGCCUUCUCGAGGGUCGUCAGGCAGUUUCGGCGCCCCCCACAGGGAAGGGACCCCCUCCAGGGGCUGCCCUCCCCUCCAAGUGGCUUCUCCGGGUACGGCGCAUCCUGCGUUCCCCCCUGCCACACCACAUGUUCAGGUCCUGCACUCGCCUGUUCCCCCCAGCAGCAGUUGCGAGGGACCCCUGAACGGGCCCCCCUCUAGCGCACCUUUUGGCCCCUCUGUAUCUUGGGCUCCCGCGUCUUUCAAUGGCCUCUGCGGAGUCCAACCUACGUGCAGUCCCAGGGCAAUCCGCUGGGUCCCGGGGUUCCCUGGGACACCCCUGCUCCCUUAUUUGCCUGCGAGAAUUGUAAAUGUUGUCAAAAGAAGUCGCGAAGGCAUUGCCACAGAUUUCGCGCUCGGCAAAGAGAAAAGCAGGACCGUAUACCCCCCAGAGCAGCCCCUCAACAUUCCCUUGGCUUCGGUGGGCCCCGCGGAGCUCCUCCAAGCAGGCGGCCCCUCUUCCAAUAGCGGGGCUUACUGCGCAAAGGUCUUUGGAGGAGAAGGUACAGUGCCGUCUGCUGCAGCAGCUGAAGCAGCAAAUCCCUACGCAGGGCCUUCUCCUGUGUCCGUCUGCUGCCAGCCCUCUACUGUGGUACCGGAACAGGCACAGAUGCAGCCUAUCUUCUUCCCUGGGGGCUCCCAAGAAGAAACAACACCCCAACCCACCUUGCGUCCUCAGGGCCCCUCACCUUACUAUGCCUACCCACCAACUCUGUCUGUUUUGGGGUCGCAGGGCCCCGCAAUGCCGUACGGGGCACGGGCCCCGCAAUUAGCUUCCUCAGGCCCUACCCCAACGGGGCACUCAAGGGGGCCCUCCAGGUGCCCGCGGAGCUCUUCUGUAGGGCCACCGCACGCUCCAGCUCAUGGGUCUUCUGAAGUUCGCAGCAGCAGCAGUGGAGCAGCUGCUGCUGCUGCCUCUUUCCGUGAGCAUCCGUCGCGUGGGGAUCCGGUGACGAUGGUGCGCACUGCAAGCAUCGAGGAAGACGGAGAUGCGAAUUGUUUUGAUGAUUGCUUGGCGGUUCUCAAUGCGAGGGUCGGACGCUGCUAUCGUAGGAGGCCCAAUAUGCCUCCAGGACAAACCCUUGCGGGGCUUCCUCCCUGCCCCUUCAGAAGAAGGAGGAGUGUUUCUCGCGCAAGCAACAGGAAGGCAACCGCCCCCCCGACUUGUGCAGCGGCCAAGCCCCAGGGAGAGCAAGGGGGGGACCCGCACAGCUGCGAACUCAGCAUUUCCUGUGGUGUGGGGGGACAGUAA
Eimeria acervulina is the source of this 6003-nucleotide messenger RNA. Its product is annotated as kinesin motor domain-containing protein, putative. Gene Ontology annotation, cellular component: microtubule; kinesin complex. Gene Ontology annotation, molecular function: ATP binding; microtubule motor activity; microtubule binding. The transcript is spliced from 9 exons. Gene Ontology annotation, biological process: microtubule-based movement. Lineage: Eukaryota; Apicomplexa; Conoidasida; Eucoccidiorida; Eimeriidae. The record is from RefSeq and is a predicted model, not a curated record. The coding region runs from base 1 to 6003 and encodes 2000 amino acids.